Molecule: messenger RNA, 1030 nt
Organism: Schizophyllum commune H4-8
Lineage: Eukaryota; Fungi; Basidiomycota; Agaricomycetes; Agaricales; Schizophyllaceae
Product: Isy1-domain-containing protein
Exons: 5
Coding region: 17-1009 (330 amino acids)
Biological process (GO): mRNA 3'-splice site recognition; generation of catalytic spliceosome for second transesterification step
Cellular component (GO): post-mRNA release spliceosomal complex; post-spliceosomal complex; Prp19 complex
Source: RefSeq, a predicted model, not a curated record
CGACCACCAAGACGAAAUGGCUCGCAAUGAGGAGAAGGCGCAGUCUAUGCUCUAUCGCUUCCGCGAGGCCCAGGCGGCCGAGCUGGGCCUCGGAACGCGCGCGGACCGCCGACCGCGGAUGGCGAGCGCGUGCAAGAGCAUGCGCGAGUGCGAGCGCUGGCGAGGGGAGAUUCUGAGGGAGAUCAGUCGGAAGGUGUCGAAGAUUCAGGAUGCUGGUUUGACGGAUUACGAGGUCCGCGACCUGAAUGACGAGAUCAACAAGCUUUUGCGAGAGAAGCGGCACUGGGAGAAUCAGAUCAUUGCGUUGGGAGGAGCGAAUUAUAGGCGAAAUGUGGCCAUGUUGGAUGCGGAUGGGAAGGAAGUGCCGGGGACCAAGGGAUACAAGUACUUCGGACGCGCGAAGGAACUUCCUGGCGUAAAGGAGCUUUUUGAGAGCAAGAAGCACGAAGAGGAGGAGGAAAACCAGGCCUACGCAUUCUACAAGAAGUUCCUGAACCAAGGUCCGGCGUACUAUGGCGACCUGGACGAGACGGACGAGAGCUUGCUGCAGUUCGAGCGGAAUGCGGAAGAGGAAGAAUGGGCCGACGCCUUCGAAACCGUACGCGAAGCUCUCGGAUUGCCAGCCGAUGCCAAACCCCCACCUGUCCCCCCAUCCGCUAUCAAAGUCGGCGCUGCAUCAGCAGACGACGCGCGCCCCUCCACGAAACGCAAAGCAGACGCGGACGGCGACGCCGAGAUGGCAUCUGCCGAGGACGACGCGAAGCGUUCGAAGACGGACAAGGGCGCUGCCGCAACCGUCAAAUCCGCCAAGCCUGCCCCUCCUUUGGACGCCUUCGCUGUCGCGCCCACCGAUCCUGCGUACCAGCACGCGCAGGCUGCUGCCUCCUACAUACCCUUCCUCGCGACGGAGAAUUUGCUACCUCCCAAGCUGCCGACACAUGGGGAUAUGGAGGAAUUACUGUUGGAGUUGCGGAAGAAGGCGUUGGUGGAGGAGUACUUUGGGCAGUAGUGCAUCUGCCGUACUUUGGAC